AUGGGUAGAAUCCAAGUUUCUGAGCCAUCUGAAUCCCCAAGUCCUGGUCAUAAUGUGGUUGGUUCUUAUCCUCAAAAUGUCGCAACGGCUCCAUCUCUAUCUGUCGGAAGAUCAUGGAACAGUGGAUUGUUCGACUGCCACAACGAUCCUACUAAUGCCGUGAUGACCGCAUUUUUCCCGUGUGUGGCAUUCGGACAAAUAGCUGAAGUCAUGGACGCCAUCGAGCCAUCCCAGGGGUCAUCUAAGCUAAAUUGCACCUCCGGGAGUGUCGUGUACAUGCUGACGAUGAUCGUUUGCUUCAACUGCUACAUUGGAUCGAAAUAUCGGUCGAAACUGAGGAGAAAGUUUGGUCUAGUCGAAGCUCCAUACGAUGACGCUGUCUCUCACUUCUUCUGUCCCUUCUGUUCACUCUGCCAAGAGUUUCGCGAGCUCAAGAGCCGACAGCUCGAUCCUGCACUAGGAUGGAAUGGCAUUCUUGCUAAACAGCAGGAGAUGAUGCAGUAUGGGACAGAGCAGAUGAACAAAGCUCCUCAACCUCAAGCCAUGUCCAAGUAAAGAGCCCUUCCAAUUCUCUCUUUCUUUCAUUUCAUAUGUUUUGUGGCAAUAAAAACAUUCAAGAAUGUGGGCAUUUUAUGAACUUGUUGAAUAAAUAAGUAGUGGUUCAACAUUAGGAAAUUGGAUUUUGAUUUAAUGUUUGUGAUUGGGUUUUUUUUUUAUAUAUUUAUUUUAUU
Molecule: messenger RNA, 731 nt
Organism: Andrographis paniculata
Lineage: Eukaryota; Viridiplantae; Streptophyta; Magnoliopsida; Lamiales; Acanthaceae
Product: protein PLANT CADMIUM RESISTANCE 8-like
Exons: 4
Coding region: 1-555 (184 amino acids)
Source: RefSeq, a predicted model, not a curated record